AUGCCUCUAGUGAAUCUCACGUAAGCUUUUGCCUUUUGAUUAAACGAUGGCAACAUUUCUCAUAGACAGCUGUAGUUGUUAUAGCCUCUACCGAGAAUAGGGGCGACAAAUAAACCUAGCUAGCUACAUACAGUCGGCAGAGCCGGUCAGCUCUGCAACAUUUGCUUUGAAUCAUAAUGUUGCCAUGCACUUCUUGGGGAUUGUGGAGAAGCGCCAUUCUCACCCUCAAGACAUUAAGGUUAGUCAAAACUCUCUGGGCUAGUUGCUUUUAUUUCAAUUAAAUGUAUCCUGAUCAUAACCAUACUUUUAUCGUUUUACAACCAACAUAUCACUUAAUAAUAUCUCUUUACAAAUUGAUAACCCGCAUCUUGUUAGCCAGCUAAUGAUGGGGAGCCAUAUAACAGUCCCAUGAUCUGACUUGUCUUAACAUUAUUAUUAAUAAUAAAUAUAGCUGCAAGCUGCAUGCCUUAUUUUACAAGUCAUAACAUUUGUUAUUGGUACAACAUCCCUCACUGGCUAGGGAUGCUUACAUUUACAUUUACAUUUUAGUCAUUUAGCAGACGCUCUUAUUCAGAGCGACUUACAGGAGCAAUUAGGGUUAAGUGCCGUGCUUAAGGGCACACCGACAGAUUUUUCACCUAGUCGGCUCGGGGAUUAGAACCAGCGACCUUUCGGUUACUGGCACAACGCUCUUACCCACUACAGUGCCUUCGGAAAGUAUUCAGACCCCUUGACUUUUUCCACAUUUUAUUUUGUUACAGCCUUAUUCUAAAAUUGAUUAAAUAAAACAUGUUCCUCAGCAAUCUACACACAAUACCCCAUAAUGAAAAAAACAAAAACAAUUUUAGCAAAUGUAUAAAAAAUUAAAAACAGAAAUACCUUAUUUACACAAGACAUAAGUAUUGAGACUCGAAAUUGAGCUCAGGCGCAUCCUGUUUCCAUUGAUCAUCCUUGAGCUGUUUCUACAACUUGAUUGGAGUCCACCUGUUGUAUUUUCAAUGAUUUGGAAAUGCACACACCUGUCUAUAUAAGGUACCACAAGCCAUGAAGUCGAAGGAAUUGUCCGUAGAGCUCCGAGACAGGAUUGUGUCGAGGCACAGAUCUGGGGAAGGGUACCAAAAAAAUGUCUGCAGCAUUGAAGGUCCCCAAGAACACGGUGGCCUCCAUCAUUUAUAAAUGGAAGAAGUUUGGAACCACCAAGGCUCUUCCUAGAGCUGGCCGCCCGGCCAAACUGAGCAAUCGGGGGAGAAGGGCCUUGGUCAGGGAGGUGACCAAGAACCCGAUGGUCACUCUGACAGAGCUCUAGAGUACCUCUGUGGAGAUGGGAGAAACUUUCAGAAGGACAACCAUCUCUGCAGCACUCAACCAAUCAGGCCUUUAUGGUAGAGUGGCCAGACGGAAGCCACUCCUCAGUAAAAGGCACAUGACAGCCCGCUUGGAGUUUGCCAAAAGGCACCUAAAGACUCUCAGACCAUGAGAAACAAGAUUCUCUGGUCUGAUGAAACCAAGAUUGAACUCUUUGGCCUGAAUGCCAAGCGUCACAUCUGGAGGAAACCUGGCACCAUCCCUACGGUGAAGCAUGGUGGUGGCAGCAUCAUGCUGUGGGGAUGUUUUUCAGCGGCAGGGACUGGGAGACUAGUCAGGAAUAGGGAGGGAGAAAGGGGGAGGUUAGGAGAAGACAAAAGAGGAUGAUGAGAAUAGGGUCCACUGUCAAAUUCAUAAAUCUCCAAACAAUAUGAAAAACCAAAUACCAAAGACCCUUGAAACUUAAGCAUGAAAUUAAGCUUAAGGUAAAGCACACAAAAGAUAGCUAUUAUCCCAAAGGGUAACAUCCCACCAUUUCCAGUCAAACUAAAGGAGCAGGUGUGUGAUGGAAAGGUACAACGAGGAGGGUCAAGUGACCUUACUGACCUUGAACCGGCCGGCUGGAGGUCAUCUUGAAGUCCAGAGUGGGCUUGCUGGAAAAUCCGGCCCAGAAGUCGAUGGUGCUGACUCCUGAGAUCCGGACUGAGUGUCUGCCCUCGCUAGACGUCUGGAGAGAUGGGGAAAUAGGUCAAAGGUUAGAAUCACAUUAGGUCAGAUUAGAUUCUAUUAGAGCAGUGAUAUUCAAAGUCGGGGUCACGGAGGAAUUGCAGUGGGGACAAAAAAUUAAGAGUACAAAUUAUUGUAUGGGACAAUAUACAAAUGUUUUUGAAAAACAUAAUUUGAUAAGAGAUGAAAAUGCAAUGAAUUGAAGGUUAUUUGUUGAUGUAAAAAUCUAAAUGUACUCAUUUUAAGGUUGUGUCAUUAGAUUUGGGGUUGGGGUCACAAUAAAUUAUUAGGGGGAAAAAUUGUGUCCCCUGAAAUUCUGAUGAAAAAAAUGGGGUCCCCAGAAAUUCUGCCAAAGAAAAUGGGGUCCCCAGAAAUUCUGGUGAAAAAAAAUGGUGUCCUGUCCCCAGAAAUUAUGGCAAAGAAAAUGGGUCCCUGCUUAAAAUGUUUGAAUACCACUGUGUUGUUUGUGCUGUGAUGUGGGAUCACACACAAUGAAAAUGUCUGCAUCUGCAUCUGUAUCCUAAACUUAUACAGUGGUUUGUCUCAUACAAGACACGUUUAGAAUCCACAAUACAGCUGAUAAAAAAUAUAACAGAAAGUUUACAUGACAGCAGCUCUGUAGCUGCUAUUUUCAGCAUUGGUUGGGAAUUGAGGCCAGCACUGGUUAGGAGCAGGGUUUCAUGAUGAUGUGCAGUCACUAAACAUGGUCUGCUUAAGCCAUCACCACAGUUAUUUCAAUAUUUAAUUACCGUUUCUAAAGUUAGAACAUAACAAUGUGAUGAGUUUAGGAUGGCUGUGCCAGUAUGGCUGAUCCAAGAUGGCUGUGACAGUAUGGUUGAUCCAAGAUGGCUGUGACAUUAUGGUUGAUCCAAGAUGGCUGUGACAGUAUGGUUGAUCCAAGAUGGCUGUGACAGUAUGGUUGAUCCAAGAUGGGUCUGACAGUAUGGUUGAUCCAAGAUGGCUGUGCCAGGAUGAUUGAUCCAAGAUGGCUGUGCCAGGAUGAUUAUGAUCAUGUCUCCAAUGCAAGAGAAGCCAAAGCUUUUACAUCAAAUGGAACACCAUUUUCCAACAAGACAAAAAUGAACGGAGCAAAGUACAGAGUGAUCCUUGAUGAAAACCUGCUCCAGAUCGCUCAGGACCUCAGACUGGGGCAAAGGUUCACCUUCCAACAGGACAACGACCCUAAGCACACAGCCAAGACAACACAGGAGUGGCUUCGGGACAAGUCUCUGAAUGUCCUUGAGUGGCCCAGCCUGAGCCCGGACUUGAACCCGGUCGAACAUCUCUGUAGAGACCUGAAAAUAGCUGUGCAGCAACGCUCCCCAUCCAACCUGACAGAGCUUGAGAGGAUCUGCAGAGAAGAAUGGGAGAAACUCCCCAGAUACAGGUGUGCCAAGCUUGCAGCGUUAUACCCAAGAAGACUUGAGGCUUUAAUUGCUGCCAAAGGUGCUUCAACAAAGUACUGAGUAAAGGGCCUGAAUACUUAUGUAAAUGUAAUAUUUCAGUUUUUUAUUUGUAAUAUUUUUGCUAAGAUUUCUAAACGUCUUUUUGCUUUGUUAUUAUGGGGUAUUGUGUGUAGAUUGAGGAGGAACAAAACAAAUGUAAUCAAUUUUAGAAUAAGGCUAUAACGUAACAAAAUCUGGAAAAAGUCAAGGGGUUUGAAUACUUUCCGAAGGCACUGUAUAUGUAUGAAUUGCAGGUUCCAGUGUUGACUCAAUCUCUUGCACAAAUCAUAUAACGUUCCAUUUAGCAGGUUGCUUUCAUACAAAGCAACUUACAGUCGUGUGCAUACAUUCUUUACAUUUGGGUGGUCGUGGGAAUCGAACCCACUAUCUUGCCAGCGCAACCCACUCCUUUUGCCCUCAGAACAGCCUAAAUUCGUUCCGGCUACAAGGUGUCGAAAGCGUUCCACAGGGAUGCUGGCCCAUGUUGACUCCAAUGCUUCCCACAGCUGGAUGUCCUUUGGGUGGUAGACCAUUCUUGAUACAUACUGGAAACUGUUGAGCGUGAAAAACCCAACAGCAUUCCAGUUCUUGACACAAACCGGUGCGCCUGACACCUACUACCAUACCCCGUUCAAAGGCACUUAAUUGUUUUGUCUUGCCCAUUGACCCUCUGAAUGGCACACAUGCGCAAUCCAUUUCUCAAUUGUCUCGAGGCUUAAAAAUCCUUCUUUAACCUGUCUCCUCCCCUUCAUCUACACUGAUUUGAAGUGGAUUUAACAAGUGACAUCAAUAAGGGAUCGUAGCUUUCACCUGGAUUCACCUGGUCAGUCUAUGUCAUGGAAAGAACCAGUGUUCUUAAUGUUUUCUGCGCUCAGUGUAGAUGUAUAUUUGGCCCAACAUUUGAUUUCUAUAAUGUAUUGUACUCUACUUUGCUCUACUGUAAUGUACUGAACCAUAAUGUACUGUAAUGUACUGUACAUAAUUGUACUAUACUUUACUGUACUGAACUAUAAUGUAUUGUACUGUACUUUACCAUACUGUACAUUAUUGUACUGUACUAGACUGUGCUGAACUGAACUGUACUGUACAGAACUAUACUGUACUAUACUAUUUCUACCCAUUUAAACUGGUCUUGGUCAGGUCAUGGUCUCGAUCCACUGGUCCUUGGUCCUUAAAAACUCUUGGUCUGGAUUUAAAGGGUUCCGGUCCUGACUUCAUUUCUGGUACUCACACCAAUUGUAUACUUUUGAAUCCAUGUGGGUAAUGAACCAGUGCACACUUCAGGAAACAUUGUAGAGUAUUGAGAUGCAUGGCCAGCAGGGGGCUCCCUUCCCUCCAAGAGUGCUGUCAGGCCCGAGCUCACUCAACGAUAUCAACUUCAUUUGUGUUGCAUUUGAAGAUCUUAGUCUAUAGAUGCUGUACACCAAGUUUCGGAGAAAUCGGUGUAGUGGUGUCUGAGAUGUUGUUUAAAUUAAUUUUUCAAAAUAAAUUUACGUAAUUUUCAAAAUGGCAGAUAAUCCAUCACGGUGACGUCAUUGGUCCAAGAGGCACAUUUGUUCCUUGGGUAGAGAGGAACCUAUGUACCAAAUGUUACUAUAGGUUGAAUGAGGGAGCGGGGCUGACCUUUUGAAGUCAAAGGUUGUUUAUAGUGCCACCAUUUGGCAGAGUUGCACCACGUGCAACCAGAUGUAUUUGUGCAUAAUUGUAUACCAUCCCACCAAGUUUGGUCUCUGUAGGUUUUACCAUUUAAGAACUCUCCAAAAAAAUUGACAAUUAAUAAAAACCCUACAAUAACAAGAGGGUUCCAGACCCUUUUGGGGCUUGUUCCCCGAUUUAAUAAUAACACUGAACAAAAAUAUAAACGCAACAUGUAAAGUGUUGGUCCCAUGUUUCAUGAGCUGAAAUAAAAGAUCGCAGAAGUUUUCCAUACGCACAAAAAGCGUAUUUCUCUAAAAUGUUGUGCACAAAUUUGUUUAUAUCCGUGUUAGUGAGCAUUUCUCUUUUGCCAAGAUAAUCCAUCCACCUGACGGGUGUGGCAUAUCAAGAAGCUGAUUAAACAGCAUGAUCAUUACCCAGGUGCACCUUGUGCUGGGGACAAUAAAAGGCCACUCUAAAAUGUGCAGUUUUGUCACACAACACAAUGGCAUGCUGACUGCAGGAAUGUUCACCAGAGCUGUUGCCAGAGAAUUUAAUAUUAAUGUCUCUACCAAAAGCUGCCUCCAAUGUCGUUUUAGAGAAUUUGGCAGUACGUCCAACCGGCCUCAACCACAGACCAUGUGUAUGGCGUCGUGUGGGCAAGCGGUUUGCUGAUGUCAAGGUUGUGAUCAGAGUGCUCCAUGGUAAGGUGGGGUUAUGGUACGGGCAGGCAUAAGCUAUGGACAAUGAACACAAUUGCAUUUUAUCGAUGGCAAUUUGAAUGCACAGAGUUACCGUGACGAGAUCCUGAGGCCCAAUGUUUCAGCAUGAUAAUGCACGGCCCCAUGUCGCAAGGAUCUGUAUACAAUUCCUGGAAGUUGAAAAUGUACCAGUUCUUCCAUGGCCUGCAUACUCACCAGACAUGUCACUCAUUGAGCAUGUUUGGGACAACAUGCACAGGCUAAUCAACUCUAUGCGAAGGAGAUGUGUCGCGCUCCAUGAGGCAAAUGGUUGUCACACCAGUUACUGACUGGUUUUAUGAUCCACGUCCCUAACUUUUUUUUAAGGUAUCUGUGACCAACAGAUGCAUACCUGUAUUCCCAGUCAUGUGAAAUCCAUAGAUUAGGGCCAAAUUAUACUGAUUUUCUUUACGUGAACUGUAACUCAGUAAAAUCUUAGAAAUUGUUGCAUGUUGCAUUUAUAUUUUUGUUCAGUGUAUAUAUAGCUCUUUUCAAGGACCCAGCCGCUUGACAAUUGAAUAAUUGUCUUCAGCAGAGCAGCUCCAUCAGUGAGGGGCCUGUGUAUCCCUACCAGAGCGGUAUGCGAUGCUGAGACCAUCUUCGCCCUGUCGUCGGGCCACGGCAGGUGUGGUGUGGCGGUGGUCCGUGUCAGUGGUCCUGCCUCCUCCAUGGUCCUGAGGAAUAUGGCAGGUCUGACCCUACCCCCUCCUCGUACUGCCCAGCUACGGAGGAUCACUGACCCCCAGUCCAAAGAGCUGCUGGACCGAGGACUGGUCCUCUGGUUCCAAGGUCAUAUCGGUCCUAGAGGACAUCUCACAGUUAUUUUUGGAUAAACCCACAAUGCAUCUCAUAGUAGCUGUUCUGCUUGGUCCAAUGUUGUUGUUGUGACUGUUGUUGUGCUUUCUUGUCAGGUCCCCACAGCUUCACAGGGGAAGACAGUGCGGAGUUCCAUAUUCACGGAGGUCCUGCAGUCAUCACAGCUGUCCUACAAGCCCUAGGUAAGCGCGCAGUCAUAUGAAGAGAGAUAUGAGAUAUGGUACUAGGUUAGAGCGCAGUCAUAUGAAGAGAGAUAUGAGAUAUGGUACUAGGUUAGAGCGCAGUCAUAUGAAGAGAGAGAUGAGAUAUGGUACUAGGUUAGAGCGCAGUCAUAUGAAGAGAGAUAUGAGAUAUGGUACUAGGUUAAAGCACAGUCAUAUGAAGAGAGAUAUGAGAUAUGGUACUAGGUUAAAGCACAGUCAUAUGAAGAGAGAUAUGAGAUAUGGUACUAGGUUAGAGCACAGUCAUUUGUAGAGAGAUAUGAGUGGUCUGAUUGAGUGUGAUGUCCAGAGAGUGUCCUGUCUAUACUGUAGUUGUCUUGACAGCUGGGAUGAGAGAUGAGGGAUCAGGAACCAGCUGAUUCUAGAUCUGUGCCAAUGGACAGCUUCUACCUGGAAUGUAUCGUGUGAUCUCUACCGUGGCACCAGACCUGGGUAUCAACACUUCACCACCUCUCCUGAGAGGAGCGCUACAGAAAAUAGCCUAAUUUUAGUAUUCUUGAGGAAAACCGUCAGCAGCCUAACAAAAGCAAAUCUCUAUUUUUGACAGUCAAAAUAGUGGGUUUGGAAUCUACCUACUGUAGAUUCACCCUUUCCUUAGUUUGGCAUGCAGACAAUGCUGCUAUUGUUUCUCUGGUACAAUGUGUGGAUGGAGGGAACCUGGAGUAGGCUGAUGUUUCCUCUCCUAGCGGGCCCUAUUGAACUGUCAAUCAUUCAAUGUGUCAAUCAAUAUUCAGAUCUUUAGGGUGCAUCUCAAUAGCGAUGAUGCCUACUGGCGAUUUGCUUUCACCUGUGUGUGUGUGUGUAUAUAUAUAUAUAUAUAUAUAUAUAUAUAUAUAUAUAUUAGUACUAGGUUAGAGCCUAGAGGAGAUAAGUGUUCGUGUAGUUGUUUCAUCUGGGUGUCUGCAUUGCUUUCCUUCCUGCAAACAGUUUCCUUGAACUUGAGAGUAAUGCAGAACUGUUGUCAGUUUCCUUGCAAUGUUAAUGUUUGGCUGCUAGGGGGCAGUGUUAUAUAAAUGAAUGUCAACUGUGCAGCGCCUCAGAUUGCAGUUAGAUUGCAUCUUCUCAGAACAGCCAGUCAACAACAUAAUACAUAAAGUUGAUGAUAUAAUCCUGGUGUCUUCUGUAGUUACCAGCGUUGUGCUUCUUUAUUAAUACGGUACUAGUACAGUGUUAAUAACCAACUGGCAACAGCCAACUGUCUCUGGUUAAUGCCUUUGCAGAGGGUGUAAGGAUCAGGCCACCAUAUUGACAACCAAUAAAUUAAGUUCUGUAAAGGUUCUAACAAAAACACCUUACCUCAUUGCCAGUGUUGUUUUUGCCACUCACAGUGAUCCCAGAAUGACCCUUCAACUCUGAACCUCUGACCCUAUGACUUCAUGAGCCCAGAGCAGGCACGGGGUUUGUCUCUUUCUGGCAGUGUGUGUAUUUCUCAGGAAGACAAGAGACAAGCAGCCAGCAGACACUCUAUUGUGUAACUUUAUAUGACAAUUAAAUUAAAUACACCUACAAAUAUACACUGAGUACAGUCACAUGCAUACAAUAAUGCGAUAAAUGUGGAUAAUCAGAUUAAUAUAAUAGUUUGAUUAAAACGUUUACAUGCUUUGCAAGAAGAAUGAUUUCCCUAAUAAUCCUGUUUACAUCUGAAACCAGGCUACCUGAUGGAACUCUGAUAAAUGCAGAAAAUCGCCAAUCAAAAUAAAGGUUCUACCACAGCAGCCAUGUUGUUUUUGGGAAGCAUAUUUGAUUCAGAGUUCGGAUAUAUAAAGUUUGUAUGAGAAAACUGCUUCUAAGACGCAUAAAUUCAGUUGUUCCAAACUCAGUUCACUAGCGCUAAAGAGGGAGGCUUGCUGGGCUGGUGAUAGCACGUGCGCAGAUCAAAUACACUGCUGGAACGCCGAUAUAAGCUGUUUCCAUGUCCUAAUAAUUCGAAAGAUUACUCAGAAAACCAGGUGUUUUAAUCGGCGUAGGUUUACUUCCAUUAUGACCUUUCACCGAUUAAUAUAAGCAGAGUAAGGUGUUUACGUGACUAUUGCGUAAUCUGCCUACUGCCAUAAUGAGUUUAAUAUCGAUUUAUUACUGUGCAUGUAAACUUACCCACUGAGUGUACAAAACUUUAUGAACACCUGCUCUAUCCAUGACAUACUGACAAGAUGAAUCCAGGUGAAAGCUAUGAUCCCUUAUUGAUGUCACUUGUUAAAUCCACUUCAAUCAGUGUAGAUGAAUGGGAGGAGACAAGUUAAAGAAGGAUUUUGAAGCCUUGAGACAAUUGAGACAUGGAUUGUGUAUGUGUGCCAUUCAGAGGGUGAAUGGGCAAGACAAACGAUUUAUGUGCCUUUGACCAGGGUACGGUAGAAGGUGCCAGGCGCACCGGUAUGUGUCAAGAACUGCAACGCUCCACAGUUUCCCAUGUGUAUCAAGAAUGGUCCACCACCCAAAGGUCAUCCAGCCAAGUUGACACAACUGUGGGAAAGCAUUGGAGUCAACAUGGGCCAGCAUCCAUGCCGAACGCUUUGGACACCUUGUAGAGUCCAUGCCCCGACGAAUUGAGGCUGUUCUGAGGGCAAAAAGGAGUGGUGGGGUGCAACUCAAUAUUAGGAAGUUGUUCUUAAUGUUUUGUCCACUCUGUAUUUAGGUAGUGUAUAUUUAGCUGUGGAUGCUUUUAACCCUUUGUUGUACUCUGUUGUCCCAAAAGACUACAUAUACACUACCGUAUAUAUAUAUAUAUAUAUAUAUAUAUAUAUAUAUAUAUAUAUAUAUAUAUAUAUAUAUAUAUAUAUAUAUAUAGAGUGAAUAUAUAUAUAUAUAUAUAUAUAUGAGUGAAUCCCGUUUUUAAAUGCACAAUAUGUCAAUUAAUUAACUUGGCAUGCAAUCUACGUUGCCUUAGUAACCCUGGCUUGUGAACGUUAGGGAACCUUAUUAGUGACCCAAGUUUUGUCUCUGUCUUGCUGUGCUGUGUGGUGUGUAACUAAUUGACCCUGGCUUUGACCUUGUUUGAGUGAUUCUCUGUCUUACUGUGUGGUGUGUUACUAAUUGACCCUGGCUUUGACCUUGUUUGAGUGAUUCUCUGUCUUGCUGUGUGGUGUGUUACUAAUUGACCCUGGCUUUGACCCCGUUUGAGUGAGUCUCUGUCUUGCUGUGCGGUGUGUGUUAUGCAGGAAGCCUGGAGGGUGUGAGGCCUGCGGAGGCAGGGGAGUUCACGCGGAGGGCCUUCCACGCGGGGAAACUGGGCUUGACGGAGGUGGAGGGCCUGGGUGACCUGAUCCACGCUGAGACUGAGGCCCAGAGGAGGCAGGCCCUCAGGCAGAUGGAUGGAGAGCUGGGCCGCGUCUACCAGGACUGGAGCUACAGGCUGAAACGGGUAGGAGAGUAGGUUCCCCCAGAGAAAGAGAAAAGACGGAUGGUUACCUAGCAACUUGUUGUUGUCUAAGCCAGCCAGGCAACUGUGUAACGAUGUUGCAUAAAAAGCACACAGAUCUCAAAGUUAGGAUUCAGGCCUUUGUGUGUACUAGACAGCUCUAGUUUGGGCUGUUUGAGUUGCCAUGGUUGCCAUUUGGCUGCGAGUCGUCUCCAGGCCAUUGGUAGAGUGGUCUGAUUGAGUGUGAUGUCCAGAGAGUGUCCUGUCUAUACUGUAGUUGUCUUGACAGCUGGGAUGAGAGAUGAGGGAUCAGGAACCAGCUGAUUCUAGAUCUGUGCCAAUGGACAGCUUCUACCUGGAAUGUAUCGUGUGAUCUCUACCUUGGCACCAGACCUGGGUAUCAACACUUCACCACCUCUCCUGAGAGGAGCGCUACAGAAAAUAGCCUAAUUUUAGUCUUCUUGAGGAAAACCGUCAGCAGCCUAACAAAAGCAAAUCUCUAUUUUUGACAGUCAAAAUAGUGGGUUUGGAAUCUACCUACUGUAGAUUCACCCUUUCCUUAGUUUGGCAUGCAGACAAUGCUGCUAUUGUUUCUCUGGUACAAUGUGUGGAUGGAGGGAACCUGGAGUAGGCUGAUGUUUCCUCUCCAAGCGGGCCCUAUUGAACUGUCAAUCAUUCAAUGUGUCAAUCAACAUUCAGAUCUUUAGGGUGCAUCUCAAUAGCGAUGAUGGCUACCGGGGAUUUGCUUUCACCUGUUCACUUCUGUCAUGAAAGGAGACAAGGAGAGGAUGCUUUUUUUAGUCGACUGAGAUGUUUUAGUCGACUGAGAUGUUUUAGUCGACUGAGAUGUUUUAGUCGACUGAGAUGUUUUAGUCGACUGAGAUGUUUUAGUCGACUGAGAUGUUUUAGUCGACUGAGAUGAUUUAGUCCACUGAGAUGUUUUAGUCGACUGAGAUGAUUUAGUCCACUGAGAUGUGACCUAGAAGACAAUCACAACCGAGAAACUUAAAUCAUUGCCAAAGGAAUUAAUAUAGAGAGGAAUGUGAUGAGUAUAGCAUAUGUUGUUGUUGUCUCUCUCGCUCAACAUCUGUAUGUUUGUUGUUUCAGUGUUUGGCUCACGUGGAAGCCUUCAUAGACUUCAGUGAAGAUGAGCUCAUCGAGGACGGGGUGUUAAAUCACGGUGGGUACGCCCCCUUCUCUGGAACAAAAUAACCAUUACGGAAGUCAGUUUUCCAGGGGGAGUUGGCAUGGCUUUCCUGUUUGUAUCUGCGGAGAGGGAGAGCUAGCGUCAUUGAGAGGAGAUACGCAUCAAAGUGCUGAAAAGACGGUCUCCUUGGAGGAAGUGGGGAGAAGGGGCCACAGGGACACUGCAGGCAUUCAUCUUGUCUUCAAAGCCUGGCUUCUCAGGCUGUCCAACACAGGAAUACACUGUCAGCAGCUACAAACCCUCUCUCUAUCUCUCUCUCUAUCUCUCUCUCUAUCUCUCUCUCUAUCUCUCUCUCUCUCUCUCUCUCUCUCACCUCUCUCUCUGUCACCUCUCUCUCUCUCACCUCUCUCUUGCUACCACCUCUCAAUUCAAUUCAAUUUAAGGGCUUUAUUGGCAUGGGAAACGUAUGUUAACAUUGCCAAAGCAAGUGAAGUAGAUAGUAAACAAAAGUGAAAUAAACAAUAAAUAUUAACAGUAAACAUUACACUCAGAAGUUCCAAAAGAAUAAAGACAUUUCAAAUGUCAUAUUAUGUAUAUAUACAGUGUUGUAAUAAUGUGCAAAUAGUUAAAGUACAAAUGGGAAAAUAAGUAAACAUAAAUAUAGGUUGUAUUUACAAUGGUGUUUGUUCUUCACUGGUUGCCCUUUUCUUGUGGCAACAGGUCACACAUCUUGCUGCUGUGAUGGCACACUGGUUUUUCACCCAGUAGAUAUGGGAGUUUAUCCAAAUUGGAUUUGUUUUCGAAUUCUUUGUGGGUCUGUGUAAUCUGAGGGAAGUAUGUGUCUCUCAUAUGGUCAUACAUUUGGCAGGAAGUUAGGAAUUGCAGCUCAGUUUCUACCUCAUUUUGUGGGCAGUGUGCACAUAGCCUGUCUUCUCAUGAGAGCCAGGUCUGCCUACGGCGGCCUUUCUCAAUAGCAAGGCUAUGCUCACUGAGUCUGUACAUAGUCAAAGAUGUCCUUAAUGUUGGGUCACAGUGGUCAGGUAUUCUGCCACUGUGUACUCUCUGUUUAGGGCCAAAUAGCAUUCUAGUUUGCUCUGUUUUUUUGUUAAUUCCUUCCAAUGUGUCAAGUAAUUAUCUUUUUGUUUUCUCAUGAUUUGGUUGGGUCUCUGUGGGGUCUGUUUGUGUUUGUGAACAUAGCCCCAGGACAGCUUACUUAGGGGACUCUUCUCCAGGUUCAUCUCUCUGUAGGUGAUGGCUUUGUUAGGAAGGUUUGGGAAUCGCUUCCUUUUAGGUGGUUGUAGAAUUUAACGGCUCUUUUCUGGAUUUUGAUCAUUAGCGGGUAUCGGCCUAAUUCUGCUCUGCAUGCAUUAUUUUGUGUUUUCUGUUGUACACGGGAUAUUUUUGCAGAAUUCUGCAUGCAGAGUCUCAAUUUGGUGUUUGUCCCAUUUUGUGAAUUCUUGGUUGGUGAGCGGACCCCAGACCUUAAAGGGCAAUGGGUUCUAUAACUGAUUCAAGUAUUUUUAGCCAGAUCCUAAUUGGUAUGUCAAAUUUUAUGUUCCUUUUGAUGGCAUAGAAGGCCCUUCUUACCUUGUCUCUCAGAUCGUUCACAGCUUUGUGGAAGUUACCUGUGGCGCUGAUGUUAAGGCCGAGGUAUGUAUAGUUUUUUGUGUGCUCUAGGGCAACGGUGUCUAGAUGGAAUUUGUAUUUGUGGUCCUGGCAACUGGACCUUUUUUGGAACACCAUUAUUUUUGUCGUACUGAGAUUUACUGUCAGGGCCCAGGUCUGACAGAAUCUGUGCAGAAGAUCUAGGUGCUGCUGUAGGCCCUUCUUGGUUGGGGACAGAAGCACCAGAUCAUCAGCAAACAGUAGACAUUUGACUUCAGAUUCUAGUAGGGUGAGGACGGGGGCUGCAGACUGUUCUAGUGCCCUUGCCAAUUUGUUGAUAUAUACAGUUGAAGUCGGAAGUUUAUAUACACUCAGGUUGGAGUCAUUAAAACUCGUUUUUCAAACACUCCACAAAUUUCUUGUUAACAAAAUAUAGUUUUGGCAAGUCGGUUAGGACAUCUACUUUGUGCAUGACACAAGUAAUUUUUCCAACAAUUGUUUACAGACAGAUUAUUUCACUUAUAAUUCACUGUAUCACAAUUCCAGUGGGUCAGAAGUUUACAUACACUAAGUUGACUGUGCCUUUAAACAGCUUGGAAAAUUCCAGAAAAUGAUGUCAUGGCUUUAGAAGCUUCUGAUAGGUUAAUUGACAUAAUUUGAGUCAAUUGGAGGUGUACCUGUGGAUGUAUUUCAAGGCCUACCUUCAAACUCAGUGCCUCUUUGCUUGACAUCAUGGGAAAAUCAAAAGAAAUCAGCCAAGACCUCAGAAAAAUAAUUGUAGACUUCCACAAGUCUGGUUCAUCCUUGGGAGCAAUUUACAAACGCCUGAAGGUACCACGUUCAUCUGUACAAACAAUAGUAUGCAAGUAUAAACACCAUGGGACCACGCAGCCGUCAUACCGCUGAGGAAGGAGACGCGUUCUGUCUCCUAGAGAUGAACAUACUUUGGUGCGAAAAGUGCAAAUCAAUCCCAGAAAAACAGCAAAGGACCUUGUGAAGAUGCUGGAGGAAACAGGUACAAAGUAUCUAUAUCCACAGUAAAACGAGUCCUAUAUCGAAAUAACCUGAAAGGCCUCUCAGCAAGGAAGAAGCCACUGCUCCAAAACCGCCAUAAAAAAGCCAGACUACGGUUUGCAACUGCACAUGGGGACAAAGAUCGUACUUUUUGGAGAAAUGUCCUCUGGUCUGAUGAAACAAAAAUAGAACUGUUUGGCCAUAAUGACCAUCGUUAUGUUGGGAGGAAAAAGGGGAAGGCUUGCAAGCCUGAAGAACACCAUCCCAACCGUGAAGCACGGGGGUGGCAGCAUCAUGCUGUGGGGGUGCUUUGCUGCAGGAGGGACUGGUGCACUUCACAAAAUAGAUGGCAUCAUGAGGAAGGAAAAUUAUGUGGAUAUAUUGAAGCAACAUCUCAAGACAUCAGUCAGGAAGUAAAAGCUUGUUCGCAAAUGGGUCUUCCAAAUGGACAAUGACCCCAAGCAUACUUCCAAAGUUGUGGCAAAAUGGCUUAAGGACAACAAAGUCAAGGUAUUGGAGUGGCCAUCACAAAGCCCUUAUCUCAAUCCUAUAGAACAUUUGUGGGCAGAACUGAAAAAGCGUGUGCGAGCAAGGAGGCCUACAAACCUGACUCAGUUACACCAGCUCUAUCAGGAGGAAUGGGCCAAAAGUCCCCCAACUUAUUGUGGGAAGCUUGUGGAAGGCUACCCAAAAUGUUUGACCCAAGUUAAACAAUUUAAAGGCAAUGCUACCAAAUACUAAUUAAGUGUAUGUAAACUUCUGACCAACUGGGAAUGUGAUGAAAUGAAUAAAAGCUGAAAUAAAUCAUUCUCUCUACUAUUAUUCUGACAUUUCACAUUCUUAAAAUAAAGUGGUGAUCCUAACUGACCUAAGAGAGGGAAUUUUUACUAGGCUUCAAUGUCAGGGAUUGUGAAAAACUGAGUUUAAAUGUAUUUGGCUAAGGCAUAUGUAAACUUCAACUGUAUGUUGAAGAGGGUGGGGCUUAAGCUGCAUCCGUGUCUCACCCCACGGCCCUGUGGAAAGAAAUGUGUGUGUUUUUUGCCAAUUUUAACCGGAACACUUGUUGUUUGUGUACAUGGAUUUUAUAAUGUUGUAUGUUUUUCCCCCAACACCACUUUCCAUCAAUUUGUAUAGCAGACCCUCAUGCCAAAUUGAGUCAAAAGCUUUUUUGAAAUCAACAAAGCAUGAGAAGACUUUGUCUUUGUUUUGGUUUGUUUGUUUGUUUGUCAAUUAGGGUGUGCAGGGUGAAUACGUGGUCUGUCGUACGGUAAUUUGGUAAAAAGCCAAUUUGACAUUUGCUCAGUAGAUUGUUUCACUGAGGAAAUGUAAGAGUCUGCUGUUAAUGAUAAUGCUGAGGAUUUUCCCAAGGUUGCUGUUGACGCAUAUCCUGCAGUAGUUAUUGGGGUCAAAUAUGUCUCCACUUUUGUGGAUUGGGGUGAUCAGUCCUUGGGUCCAAAUAUUGGGGAAGAGGUGCCAUAGCGAGGAGAUGUUAAGAGUAGCCAUCUCUCUCUCCUCUCUCUCUCAAUCCUCUCCUCUACCUCCCUCUCCUCUUUCUCUCCCGCAUCUCUCUCUCUCUCUUUCUCUCUCUCUCGUCUCUCCUCUUCUCUCUCCUCUCGUUCCUCUCUCUCUCUCAUCACUCCUCUGUCGACUCUUUCCUCUGGCUGGGACCUCUCGUGUUGUCUCAUUCAAUCAAUUGGGAAAAGUGUUGUGUGUUACAUUGCCAAAGCAAUGAAGUAGAUAGAAAACAAAAGUGAAAAUCAACCAAUGAAUAUUAACAGUAAACUCUUACACUCAGAAGUUUCAAAAGAAUAAAGAAAUUUAAAUGUCUUUAUGUAUAUAUACAGUGUUGUAAUGUUGCAAAGUAGUUAAAGUAAAAAAUGGGAAAAUAAAUAAACAUAUAAUAUGGUUUGUAUUUAACGAAUGGGUGUAAAGAGUGGUCCCUCUCUCUCACCUCGUCUCUCUCUUCUCACCUCGUGUUCAUUGUCUCUGCGUCUACCACCUUCUCUUUAUCAUCUAAUCUCCUCUCUGGAACCUCUUCUCAACGUCUGUCUGAGUCUAUCCUCUCCAUCUCUCUCAGGUCUCUCUAUCUAUCUAAAAGCGUAUGUUCUCUACUCUCUAUCUCCACACUCUGUGUCUAUUCAUAUCUCGUCUCUCUAUACACCUCUCCCUCUAUCUCUCUCUCUCCCACUCUCUGUCUCUCUCUCUCCCUCUCUCUCUCUCUCUCUCCCACCUCUGUCUCUGUCUCUCUCUCUCUACCACCUCCCUGUCUGUGUCUUCCAUUCUCUCUCUCUCUUUGUCUCUCUCCUCUCUCCCUCCCUCUCCUUCUCUCUGUCUCUCUUUCCCUGUGUCUGUCUGUCUGUCUGUCUCUCUGUCUCUCAAUUCAAUUUCAAUUUAAGGGCUUUAUUGGCAUGGGAAACGUAUGUUAACAUUGCCAAAGCAAGUGAAGUAGAUAGUAAACAAAAGUGAAAUAAACAAUAAAUAUUAACAGUAAACAUUACACUCAGAAGUUUCAAAAGAAUAAAGACAUUUCAAAUGUCAUAUUAUGUAUAUAUACAGUGUUGUAAUAAUGUGCAAAUAGUUAAAGUACAAAUGGGAAAAUAAAUAAACACAAAUAUGGGUUGUAUUUACAAUGGUGUUUGUUCUUCACUGGUUGCCCUUUUCUUGUGGCAACAGGUCACACAUCUUGCUGCUGUGACGGCACACUGUGGUUUUUCACACAGUAGAUAAGGGAGUCUCUCUCUCUCUCUCUCUGUGUUUCCCAUGGUGUGGGGGAGAAGGGGAGAGUGAGAGGAAGGGAAAUCCCCCUCAGCAGUCUGGUGGGGGUGGGGGGGCAGCUGGGAGAACAGAAGCCUCUGAUCUUUGAUUUAGUGACAGAUGCUUUGCUGCAUGGCAUUUGUUUUGGUGGCACGCCAUUGGGCCCUUUCCUCUCAGAGGAGAAGUCAGAGCCACCUCUGUUUCAUAGCUAAGUGGACAGGGGUCUACACGAUGGGUGAGAUUCUUUCAUCUCAUGUAAUUGGCAUUUAAAAAGGUUGUUUCACAUCAGACACAUUCUAAAUAUGUCACAAUAUUGUUGACAUUAGUUGAUUAGUUUCACAUGUUACAGAGCAAAGAUAGUUUCACCUGUUACACGGCAUUGGUUAUUUGGAAAGAGAACAUGAAAUUCAAAUUGAAGUUUGACUCCCUGCUGUCCUGUCACUACCUGUCUCCCCUCCCCAGUGGACAGUUCAGUGCGCCAGCUGGAGACGGAGAUAGAGACACACCUAAAGGACGAGAGGAGAGGAGAGCGGCUACGGAGUGGAGUACAGGUGGUCAUAGCAGGAGCUACCAAUGCUGGGAAGAGCAGUCUGCUCAACACACUCUGUAAGAAUAAUACACACACACAAACAAAGGAUCGCUCAUUUCCUAUUGACAUCAAUGUAUGAGUGCACUUAGUCAUGCACCUACACUUAAAGGAGAAUUGUGCUUUUUUUAUGACCAAAUCUCUAUUUCUGAUGUAAAUGACAUGUUAUAGAAGAUUCCAGACACGUUUUUUUUAGCGAUUUCACUUGUUUUUGAGAAACGUACACCAACCAGCGAUUCACUUCCUCAUCCUCGUAGUGCAGUACGGGGGGCUCUGAAAAAACAUGUAAUUUCAAUCUUUUAUCCGCAACAUUAUAUUCCAUUUUGUGCGACUUGAGCUGUUUCCCCAAUCCACCUGUUCCAUUCUGUGUAGCCACUUGAGUCGCAACCAAAUUGAAUAUAACGUUGCGGAUAAAGUUUGGAAUUACACAAUUUCAUGUGUACAACGUCUAAAGACCUGCGUCACUAUACUGACAGCUUUUCUGUUUCUAGAAGGAUGUUUCUGGAACAUUUGUUCCAUGUUUUUUCAGAGCCCCCCGUACUGCACUACGAGGGUGAGGAAGUGAAUCGCUGGUUGGUGUAAGUUAAUCAAAAACAAGUGAAAUAGAGAUUUGCUUGUAAAAAAAAAGCACGAUUCUCCCCUUUAAUUCUAGAGAAUACACAUCUAAUACACUCCACACUCAACACUUUAGAACGACACAAUGACCACACACUGACGAUUCACGACACUGCUUUAGUCCCAUGUCCCUUGAGAGAAAAUAACUUCCUAAUGACACCUUAUGCAACCGUGGAGCGUCAAAAGUAUUUCUAAUGAACCUGUUUCUAAUGAACCUGUUUUGUUUAUCAGUCAUGUGGUCAUGAGUUUGAGAUAUGACAUCCUGCAUCAUUAAGCAUGGCUCUGUAUAAACCAUGUGGAGUGGUUGUUUGGCUGCUUCCUAUCAGAAUAAUAGACGUAUUUUAUCAGCCUCCAGAUAAAAUCCUGUUAUUGUUUCCUAUUGAGCUUUGUCUUUCCCAGGGCCUGACUCACGGCCUCAGCUCUAACACAGAGUAAUGGCCGGGCUGUCGGUUGUUUGGCUGGGCAGUGGGGAGGGAGGGAGGGAUACUACCGUACAGCACUUUACUCUAUGUACGUAGUUCCGCUGAAUAAAGGUGUGGUUCUGGAUUAAAAUAUCCCAUGGCAGGAGAAGGUUGAUGAGUUUGUCGAGGAUCUUAUUUUGAUUCCAAGAAUAGGACACUUCAAUGGUUAGUAUUUCCCAUGAAUAUAUUGAGUUGUAGUGAUUUUAAGAGAAGAGAAGAUGGAUGGAAUAUUUAAAAAAACGAUCUCUCCAUCGCUCUCUCUCUCUAUCCCAAUUCUUCUCUCUCUCUCCCUCUCUCUCAUCCCUCUCUCUCAUCUCUUUCUCUCUCUCUCUCUCUCUCUCUCCAUUCCUCUCUGUCCAGGCCAGCGUCCAGCAGCCAUCGUGUCCCCCAUCGCGGGGACCACCAGGGACAUUGUGGAGACCUCUCUGGACAUUGGGGGCUUCCCUGUCCUCCUGAGUGACACCGCAGGGCUCAGAGACUCCUCAGACAGCGUGGAGAGAGAGGGGGUCCGCAGAGCCCGCCAGAGGUAG
Molecule: messenger RNA, 18955 nt
Organism: Coregonus sp. 'balchen'
Lineage: Eukaryota; Metazoa; Chordata; Actinopteri; Salmoniformes; Salmonidae
Source: the annotation of a GenBank genome assembly